AUGUCGCCAGCACCAUCAGCUUCGACGUCGGCAUCGGCAUCAGCCUCGACGUCGACCUCAUCCCAGCCCAGCAUGACGCAGCACCCCUCCCACGUCACCACGCGGAUAGCACGCUCGGUGGCGGCCGACCGCCCCUUUUGGUCUUUCGAGUUCUUCCCGCCAAAGACGACCCAGGGCCUGGCCAACCUCUACAGCCGCGUGGCCCGCAUGCGCUCCAACCUCGACCCAGCCUGGAUCAACGUCACCUGGGGCGCCGGCGGCACCACCACCGCCAGGUCGCUCGAGCUCGCAGCGCGCGUACAAAAGGGCCACCUGCACCCGGACCUCGAUCGGGUGCGCGGCGAGGCCAACGACGUCGAGCAGGGCCAGGCUGGCUUCACGCGCGUCAACGGCGGCGACGCAGACACUGCCGUCGGCCAGGACGCUUGCGACGUCUGCCUCCACCUCACCUGCACCAACGUCGAAAAGGAGGCGCUCGACGCCACGCUGCAAAAGGCAAAGGAGCUCGGCGUGCGCAACAUCCUCGCCCUCCGCGGCGACCCUCCGCGCGGCCAGGAGUACUGGGUCGCCGCAGACUCGCGCUUCCAGCACGCCAUCGACCUCGUCCGCUACAUCCGCCAGGAGCACGGCGACUUUUUCUGCAUCGGCGUCGCCGGCUACCCCGAGGGCCACGCCGACUACGUCGACCGCGACGUCCAGCGCGACAUUCGCCACCUCAAGGCCAAGCAGGACGCCGGCGCCCAGUUUGUCAUCACCCAGCUCUUUUACGACGUCGACCAGUUCCUCGCGUGGUACCGCGACUGCCGCGCCGCCGGCAUCACCAUCCCCAUCCUGCCCGGCAUCAUGCCCGUCCAAAACUAUCUGAGCUUCCGCCGCAUGACCAACCUCUGCAAGGCCAAGGUGCCCCAGCCCGUCCUCGACGCCCUCGAGCCCAUCAAGAGCGACGACGCGGCGGUCAAGGAGUACGGCGUCUCGCUCAGCAUCCACAUGAUUGCGCGCAUCUACCUCGAGUCCGACAUCCGCGGCUUCCACCUGUGCACGCUCAACCUCGAGAAGAGCGUCGAGCGCGUGCUCGAGGGGCUCGGGUGGCAGGCCGACCGCGGCGCCGAGGCCGAUGACCUCUCGGGACCCACGGCCGCCCUCGCCGCCGAUGGAGAUGCAAGCGCGCCGCCGCCGCACAAGCACCUCGAAGCGACGCGCAACCAGAUGCUCUCGGACCGGACGGGCCACAACACGCCGCGCGACCUCAAGCUGACGACGGCCGAGGCGCUGCGGCGCACGCUGGCGCGCACCUCGAGCUCGUACCAGGUGCCCGAGACGUCGACCUGGGACGAGUUCCCCAACGGACGCUACGGAGACUCGCGCUCGCCCGCCUACGGAGAGAUGGACGGCUAUGGCGUGUCGCUCAAGGUGCCGCCGCAGGACGCGCUGCGCAUCUGGGGCCAUCCCGUGGCGCACGCCGACAUCUCGAGGAUCUUUGCCGCCUACCUCGAGGAGCGCAUCGCCUGCAUCCCGUGGUGCGACGCGCCGCUCAUGGCCGAGACGGUGCGCAUCCGGCCGCACCUGCUGCAGCUCAACCUGGCGCCGCAAAACUGCCCGCACAACGGCGAGUGCAAAGGGUGGUGGUCGGUCGGCUCGCAGCCCGCCGUCGACGGCGCACCCUCGACGGACCCGACGUUUGGAUUCGGGCCCAAGGGCGGCUACGUCUUCCAGAAGGCGUUUGUCGAGGUGUUUAUGAGCACAAAGGACAAGGACGCGCUGGUGGCCAAGAUCGAGGGCGAGGGGCGCGGCGAGGUAUCGUACUUUGCGGGCAACCGCAGGGGCGCCUUCCAGAGCAACCUCGGCGAGGGCGAGGUCAACACCGUCACCUGGGCCAUCUUUCCGGGCAAGGAGAUUGUGCAGAGCACCAUCAUUGAAAAGGAGAGCUUCGAGGCUUGGAGGGAAGAGGCGUUCGCGAUCUGGUCCGAGUGGGAGCUCCUCUUCCCACCCGCGUCGGCGACGCGCCAGCUGCUCCGCAACAUCGGCGAGGAGCGGUGGCUCGUCACUGUCGUCCACCACGAUUACAAGGACGUCGAUGCGCUCUGGAACUUCCUCGGUUGUAGUACCUAG
This is a messenger RNA of Pseudozyma flocculosa PF-1, 2109 nucleotides long. RefSeq lists its product as uncharacterized. Lineage: Eukaryota; Fungi; Basidiomycota; Ustilaginomycetes; Ustilaginales; Ustilaginaceae. Gene Ontology annotation, biological process: tetrahydrofolate interconversion. The record is from RefSeq and is a predicted model, not a curated record. The coding region runs from base 1 to 2109 and encodes 702 amino acids. Gene Ontology annotation, molecular function: FAD binding; methylenetetrahydrofolate reductase [NAD(P)H] activity. Gene Ontology annotation, cellular component: cytosol. The transcript is spliced from 2 exons.